UACUCAAUGGUAAAAUAAUUGGUAAAAUUACUAUUAUCAAAUCCUCGUGGUUUGCUAAAUUUUGAUAGAAAAUCCAUUAAAUUAAGAAAUUGCACCGAAAAUUUUGUUUGUUAUUGUUAUUAUUACUCGAUUAUCCAUAUUGUUGCAUCAUUCAAUGCUUUUGUCGUAAUGGAUCUAAACGAGCAUGAACUGGCCGAAUUGGAAGAGAGGCUAUACUCCAGUAUACAUCAUGCAAGUGCCGAACCGAACAAUGAUUUGUUGAACAAAUCAGGAUUUAAGCAAUCAUCAGUAUCAUCUAAAGAAUUUAUACCGCCUCGUCAUCGCGUGGUUACUGAUAAGACUGUCAUCAAUGAAGGUCGACGAACUACUUCAAAAUUAAAACGCUAUUGGACUUCGCAACAAAAAGCUAAGCGAUAUCCCGGUAUUCAAGGUAACAAGCCAUGGAGCGGUGUAUCUGAUAUUAGGUUAGGGUCAAAUGAACAAGGUUCAUCUACAAAACAGCAAUCAUUUACACCCUAUCGGUCAAUACUUGGAACACCUACCCAGCGUUUAGGCAAGGGUGAGUCCAACAUAGAUUCAGUAGAUAUUUUUACCAAUCACGAAAAACAAAAGAAAAGAAAAAUUUUGUCAGGAGAUGACAAGAGAAUAUCUCACUUCAACAACAUGCGGAAUAGAAAAAUGGAACAGCUAAAUAAAGUUAAAGCUAAAAAGGUCAAGGCACAACGAAGUCGCCAAAAAGCGUUUGCUGAUCAGCAGCGUUUGAUAGCUACAAUAGAAAUAGACUCGUCUUCAGAAGAGGAUGGUGAAUACCGUUCACCAGACCCUAUUAAACAAGAAUUCAAAGAUGAGAACAUAGAACAUCAAGAUUUAGAGGAUUCUGACCCGGAUGAGGUGGUCGUCAUUCCAUCAGCACCGCCACCACUUGUCUGCAUAGAGAGCAGUGAUGAUGAAACAGGGAAAAAUGACUUUACUCAUCCGAAAUCUAAAAAGAAAGGAAACAUAAACAAGACUAACUCACCUCGAUGUUUAAGCCCAUCUAACAGUUCCAUCAUGUCGGAUGAUUUCAUUGCUUUAAAUGAUCGAGCUCGUUUAAAUGACAGUUAUAUCGAAGGUAUGACAAACGAUGUAGAACUCGAUUGUUCUACAAUGCCUACUGUAGGUUCCUUGCUAGCUGGCCAACGAACAAAUGCCGUCAGUGUAGCUCGUGCCCCAUCAAUCUCUUCUGAAGGGACUGUUGCUACUAACAGUGAUACCACCGAUCAAGAUAAACGCAAUAGUCCUAAUAAAGUCCCUACCUCUCCAUUACCCAAGUUAUGUUCAACACCGAAACUAAUUUUAUCAGCCCGGAAGGUUGCGAAUAGCUCCAAGGGACAGCCAACCGAAGAUGACAGUAUCUAUACUAGUACGUCGGCCAAAAAAUCGAAACUUUCUGCGGAGGAACCUCUCAGUAACUUGUCGUCAGAUGAAAGCACCGGUGGGAAUAUAUCAUCUCACUCGAAACGAUCAAAAUCUUACCACUCGGAUGCCAGCACUAGUAGCAAAAGUUUGAAAAGACGUUUACAAAAUCGAAGACAAGAUUCUGAGCACUACUCCGAUGAGGACUUUGCAUCUAUGUUAACCGAUAUUGUUCAAGCAAUUUCCGAAAAUGAAGAAGAUGAAAGUUCAGAUGGAGAAAAUAUUACUCAGAAUGAGAAACAAUCAGCAACGAAUGAAUCAAUAGAUCAGCACAAGGACAGUUCAAAUGAUAUUUUGGAAAUAAAGGAUCAGGAGCCAAACACAAUUAGUCUACCACAGGUGGAAGCAAAACAAAUUGAAGUUUUCUCUAAGCCUCCUACACAAAGCCUUAACGAUUCGGUAAUCAUAUGUAUUGACAGUGAUCCAGCACCAGUUGACAAUCAAGUUCAGAGGUCAACUAGCUAUCGAAAGGAAGAUUCGCUGAAAACAACUGAUCGCAGGGAAGAUGAGCCCGAGUAUUGUUGGAACGAUGAGAUUAGAAAGUUCUACCAUAAUUCGUGGAAUUGUGAAGAGUUCGAUGUUUCGACUGUGUUGUUUAACAUGCCCCGUUCUAGUAAAAGUUGGCCGAUCGUGCACAAAGACAAAUAUCCGGAUCCCCCAAAAAAGGAAAUUACAUGCAACAACUGCGGCGAUCGAGGCCAUAUGCGCUAUCAAUGUCGGAAUCCACCGAAACCAAGAACCUGCUACAUGUGUGGUCAAACUGGGCACCAGGAGCCACGAUGCCCCAAUACUGUGUGCCUUAAGUGUGGAGAGAAAACGAAAACUUUCCUUCGUGGGUGUCAGUCGUGCUCUCGCGAACAGAACAUGACCUGCCACCUCUGCGGAGUUCGUGGCCAUGGGCAGCGGAAUUGCCCUGACAAGUGGAGGCGCUAUCAUUCAACGAUCGAAGACAAUAAACCGCUGACGCAAAACUUUGUGCGUAAUCCAAAUGCGAAGCACUGUUGCAUUUGUUCGCGUCCUGGCCAUCAGGCUCACAUGUGCCACGCAGCGCAACAAAUUUUCGGACAACUCGUACCGACUACCGAGGUACAGAACUACCAGCCGGUGUACUACAUAAACGAACGGUACCGUCAGCAGUUUUCAAUGAAUGAACAGAAGUACAACCGGUUCAGCGAUAUGAGCGACUAUCAGUUAAAUUUCGACGAAAAGUUCGCAACGGACGAGAAAAGUUUCUAUAAUCGAUUCGCCAAAUCAGUUGGGCUGCUGGAUAAGAAAAGGCGAAAAGAGGAGAAACAAUCUCGUAGGAUGCGUCGGGAGGCUAGAAAACGUAGACAAACUGGUCAAGUAAUAACCGAAGGAGAGAAAAAUGAUAUUGCAUCUGUUUGCGAUAACGUAACGAAAGAUAUUAAUGAUUCAACCACGCAAACAAAGGAAGCAGCUCAAGAGGGUAAAGGUGAUCCACCCAAAAAUUCUAAGGAAGAUUCGAACUACAGUUUUUCAGAUUUUUUCGAACCUUCCUCCUCGAUAACACCGCAAUCUAAAACAAUUGGAUCUUUGUUGGAUUACAUACCACUAGAAUCCAGCGAAACUCCAGUUUCUAGUGAAAUUCCGUCUCUAAGCCACGAGGAGGAACAAAUAACUGACGCAAAGAUUUAUCUCACAAAACCCCACGCGAAGAUUCUGCUUGGACCGAAUGGAGCAGCCUUCCUUAAAGAUGCUUCUGCCAAGUUUUCUUUGAAGCUGAGUAUUUCGUUUCAGUCUGUUGGCAAUGUUCUGAUUGUGAAUGGCUCAUCGACAGCUCAGGACAAUUUUCACAAUGAGCUAGUAAAAUAUCUCAACGACGCAUCUCAUCAAAACGAACAAUUGAAAAAUAUAAACAAUGUUCCGAAGCUUACCGAGAAAACUAUUCUGUACAUAGUGGAACAUCUUCAGUUACUUACACGAUCAUAUUUGAAGGUGAAAAACAUUUUCAGUCGCUAUCAACAUUUUAGUGGUAACGCAAAAACCGCGGAUAAAAUUCGCCGAACGUUGAAUAUCGUUCUCUUCGGACAGUUUGGCAUGCGAGAAGGACGAUAUCACCUGAACAAACUACAGUUGUAUCUGAAAGAAUUGAAAAACAGCCAAGACCUAAGCGUAUCCAUGUCGAUGAGAGACGAGAUCAACCAGCACAUUCGUUAUAUAUUUACCGCUUACGAUCAUGCUGACUACAGUGCCAUUAUAAGCGAAUACGAAUAUCUUCGGCGUAAACAGAAGCUGGUGAAAAUAAGACCUGAAGAUUUAGAUCUCCCCAAGUGUUUAACAUACAAAAGCAGAAACACUGAUGAGUCCAGGAACCAGAGUUCUGAUGAGCACAAUCGUUCCAUUGAUUUUCUCGAGGAUGUCGAUGAAAAUCUUAUUCUCAAUACCUCCGAUCAACUACUGGAACCGAAUAGUGACCUGAUAGAGAGUUCCGAAGAACGAAGAUCAAGUGAAUCUAAAACGAUUCCAAAUGAGUCGACAUUAUCAUCUGCGUCCUCAAGCCAACAACUGAAGAUUAAAUCAACAACCAAUUCUGGGUUUAAACAACAAAAAAUCAAUGGGCUACUGAACGAGUGUCAGCAUAUGGUCAAAGUUCUCGACAAUGAUCCAAUCACUGCGAAGUUCCAGCGAAUCAUGGGUCAAGCAGUAGUGGGUCAUAUGUCUAAAACCAACUAUCGCACCUUACUCGGCAUUCACUCGAUCCUGAAAAAUAAAGUAGGUCGAAGAAUGCAGUUUAGAAAGCGUCAUUCAAGUUAACAUUGUUCGUUCUCCGCGGGACUUUUUACCUGCCGCUAACUGACAGGGUAUCAGGCGUAGGUGGUAAAGGAUGUUGUUUAUUUUUAUGGAAUAAGUAUUUGUAGUGAUAUAUGGAAUUAAGUCGUCGAUAAUAAAAUUAUAGUCUUGUAUAAA
Malaya genurostris is the source of this 4383-nucleotide messenger RNA. RefSeq lists its product as uncharacterized. The transcript is spliced from 5 exons. The record is from RefSeq and is a predicted model, not a curated record. NCBI's taxonomy places the organism in Eukaryota, Metazoa, Arthropoda, Insecta, Diptera, Culicidae. Gene Ontology annotation, molecular function: nucleic acid binding; zinc ion binding. Bases 169 to 4230 code for a protein of 1353 amino acids.